This is a messenger RNA of Seminavis robusta, 971 nucleotides long. Lineage: Eukaryota; Bacillariophyta; Bacillariophyceae; Naviculales; Naviculaceae. The record is from the annotation of a GenBank genome assembly.
AGUUGAUAUCUUUUGAUGACCGUGACCCAGUCUUUUCUCGGGGCUGCCUGGCGUGGCGUUGGAUGCUUGAUGCAUGAGAUCUUCCCAAGACGACGACGACUUCCACAUCCAAAGCAGCAACAGGGUAUCCCAAUCUUUUGGCUCCUCUGUUUCUUCUCUUGUUGUAGUUGACUAUUCUUGAUAACAGAUAACAACAAUCACCAUGUCCUCCUUUAGCGACGAAGAAUUGGCAGAAUUCAAAGAAGUGUUUGGCUUUUUUGCGGACAAGGCGACGGAGAAGAUGCAAACCGACGACUUGGCGACACUGAUGCGGGGAUUGGGCAAGAAUCCGCUGGAGAGUGAGAUUGAGCAGAUGAAGGGUGAGUGCUCGGACACACUUGACUUUGCUACCUUUCUGACAUGCAUGGAGAAGCCACUCAAGGAAAAGUCUCAGUGGAAGGAACAAGAUAUUCUCGAAUCCUUUGAGUGUUUCGAUGCCGAGGGCACCGGAACCAUUGCUACCACUGAACUGCGCAAUAUCCUGUGCGACUUGGGAGAAGCCUUCACUUCCGCCGAGUUUGACAUGUUCAUUUCAGAAGCGGAUGAUGGCAGUGGAAAGGUCGAUUACAAGACGUUUGUUCACAACCUCAGUUCCAAGAAGAAGGAUAAGGGUGAUGAUUAAACACCUCGAUGUUCCGACAUAUUGUACGGUACAGUACUAGUACCAGCUCUUGAUGUGGUUAUUAAUAGUCAAUUACUUUCGUAAUUGGUAGAGGAGGAUAGGUCCUAGGUGGAGGAACCGUGUUAGUGUGCAGACAGUCAAUUUUAUAUUUUUAAAACAAUAAGCAAUCAACAACAAUACAAGCACCUCAGAAUCGAAUCAGCUAGCUCAUCUAUCUAGGUUUUUGGAUCGAUACAGUAAUAGUAGUUAUUGGCACAAAUAUGAGUGGUGAUUUAGCAAGCAGCUCUUUGGUUAGCUGUUGCAUGUCAGU